GAGGAGUCGAUUGACAUGGAGAAUGCCUCCCUCACAGCGGAGGAUAUUUACUUCAGUGUGUUUUGGCGGCGAUUAACUUCAGUAACGUUUUCACGGAGGCGUCCCGAAUAAAUUUAAGCAACACUCCGAGAGACGAGCCGAAACACUGAACGCGACGGCGGGAGGAAACGAACCAAACAACUCUGGAAAGGAGAGGAAAAGGCACCUCGAGCGUUGUUUAUUUUGUCCUGACCACUCCAGCCUUUUCCUCUGGACAGUAAUGUUGCGCAGUAUUUGUUGCUUCCACGUUUGAGGGACCCUUUCGCCUUCUGGUCCCGUCUCAGGUCGUAUUUUGAAGCUGUGGUCAGUAACGGUCUCUCGCAGCCGCGAGGAAGGAACGUUCGGGAAUCCGCAGCCUGUGGAGCUCAGAUGUAGCUCAACAAGCUAACGAGGCUAAAACGCUGAACUUUCCAACCGUCGGAAUUUCUUCAUGUUUUUUUGUGGAUGGCGGGGGUGAACAGUACUUACUGUUGUCUCAAGACAUGCGAUGGGAUUAAGUGAGGCCUUUCGACACGACAACAAAACUUCUCGGCUUCACUACAGGCGGUCAGGUCUGCUGAGGACAGUCACACCCCAGAAAAUGUGAAAGGCUCAUUAAAAAGCCCUCCACCACAUUAGUCUUGCAGAAAUAGCAAUGGAGAGGAGCAAGCGCAACUCCAUUGCUGGGUUCCCUACGCGGCCUAAUCGCCUGGAGGACCUGGACGGUGGAGGCGUUGGAGGUGAGAUGGGCCCUGCCCAGUUGGAUAGGGUUUGCACCUCUUCCUAUCGUGCCCUCAUCAGUGCCUUCUCCUGCCUGACGCGCCUUGAUGACUUCAUAUGUGAACGGAUUGGCUCUGGCUUCUUCUCAGAGGUCUACAAGGUGCGUCACAGAGCCUCAGACCAGGUGAUGGCUCUGAAGAUGAACAAGCUGAGCAGUAACCGGGCCAACAUGCUGCGAGAAGUACAGCUCAUGAACAGACUCUCCCACCCCAACAUCCUCAGGUUCAUGGGUGUAUGUGUGCAGGAAGGUCAGCUCCAUGCCCUCACAGAGUACAUUAAUGGUGGUAACUUGGAGCAGCUGCUGGACAGCAACAAGUACCUGAGCUGGGCAACACGGGUUAAACUGGCCUCCGACAUCGCGAUGGGCUUGGCCUAUCUGCACUCAAAGGGCAUCUUUCACAGAGAUCUCACCUCCAAGAACUGCCUGAUCAAAUCUGAUGAAAACAGCUACACCGCAGUUGUUGGAGACUUUGGCCUUGCAGAGAAGAUCCCCAGUCAUGAUGCCGAUGGGGAAAAGCUGGCAGUUGUGGGAUCUCCGUUCUGGAUGGCUCCCGAGGUGCUGAGAGAUGAACCAUACAACGAGAAGGCUGAUGUCUUCUCUUACGGUAUCAUCUUGUGUGAGGUAAUCGCAAGGAUACAGGCUGAUCCAGACUAUCUGCCCCGCACUGAAAAUUUUGGGCUGGAUUACCACGCGUUCCAGCACAUGGUCGGAGACUGUCCCCCUGACUUCCUGCAGCUGGCCUUCAACUGCUGCAAUAUGGACCCAAAGCUCAGGCCCUCAUUCCCAGAUAUAGUGAAGAGGCUGGAGGAGAUCCAGAGGCGCCUGAAAGCUGAAGACUCAGAGCGGGAGAGGCUACACCUCCCGACAGAGAUUGAGAAAAAGACUAUCCCCAAAGGAGAUAAGUUCCAGGGCAUAAAGAGGUUGAACCCCAUCGGCCUCCAGGACGACAAGAUCCCGCCCAAAUCGCCCCGUCCACGGCGCAACAUCUGGCUUUCUCGUAGCCAGUCCGACAUCUUUUCCCGCAAGCCGGGCCGCAAGGCCAAUGUCCAGGACUCUAACUACUGCCCCGGGUCACGGGAACCAUCGCGGGGGGUCCCUAAGGUCAACCCCUUCAGUGCCAGGGAGGAUCUGAAGGGUGGUAAAAUCAAGUUCUUCGACAUGCCCAGCAAGUCAGUGUUCUCCCUUAUGUUUGACCUGCACUCUCCACACGGCACUCUGAGCGCGUACCAGCCGCAGCCCAACGGCAGCAGUGGCGCCGUGUGCAGCGGAUCCUCUGCUCCUUGGCCUGAACUAUGGCAGCUGCCCGGCCGCCAGUGCCGCUCGCUGCCCGUCUCGCCUCAGCCGGCCCUGUCCGAGGUUUUCUGCGCCAGCAGGAGCGAGCCUGGAGAGGCCAGGCCCAAGGUGCUCAGCGGCUGGGCAAAAAAAUACGCAGUGAUGGAGAUCCCACCAUACAGGCCGAGAGCAGAGAGGGAGGUGGAGCCAGAUGAAGAGCAGGGGCCAGAGCCAGAGCUCAGCCAAUCAUGUCCUGCCUACACCUACUGGCCAAGGACAGAUUGUGAAUUGGAAGCAGACGAAGGGGCGGAACCAGACGAUAACUGGUCGUGCCCUGCCUCCACUGAUACUGAGGCAGAAGCCAUGGACUGCUCUAGCAGCAGAGGCAGCCCCAUUGAUGACAAUAAAGAGCAAAACCUGGGCCUGGUUCACCUGCAGAACCGAAACGGACAGCGCCCGGCGCCCUGCGAGGACAUGGAGGCCGAGGAUCAAGAGGACAUGCUGACCUUGUCCUCCUCGACCAAUAGGAACUCUCUCGGUCUGAGCGUUUCCAUGGAGCCGCAGGAGCUCCGCUCCAUCGUCCUUGCACCCUGCCGGGCAUCUAGGUCAUCUGACCUCCUGUCCCGCUGUGACAUCUAAAAGACGCCGCGGAAGUCAUCCCGAAGAUUGACCCAGCGGUCAGGAACAGAUGCCGUGCACAUAGUUUUCAUGAUUAUAUUUAAUACGCUUAAUAGAUGUACAUUUUCUAUUGUUUCUUGGAAGAAAAAGGAAACCCUCCUAACUUAAGCACACAUUUGUUUUUUGUUUUUGUUUUUUUUUUGUGGCAUGACGUGUGAAACACCGAUCCAGACUGUUACCCAACAAACCAUCAAGCGCUCACAUAGACAGAGAACAAAUAAGCUAAUAAGCUAUGAUGCAUAGCUCUAAUGGGUUAUUACAAUCGACACAUCUUGUUUGAAUGUAUUUUAACACCCUUGCACUGCGUUUACUUAAUUGGUUAAACACGUUUUUAUAUCCUGACAAACUCACAGAUUCUGUGUUUAUGUAGAUAUAAACUGGGUUUUCCUAAUUACAAUAAAUAAACCAUUCUGAAA
This is a messenger RNA of Pygocentrus nattereri (red-bellied piranha), 3165 nucleotides long. It is a transcript of the gene tesk2, whose product is annotated as testis associated actin remodelling kinase 2. Gene Ontology annotation, cellular component: cytoplasm; nucleus. Gene Ontology annotation, biological process: protein phosphorylation; actin cytoskeleton organization. Bases 674 to 2710 code for a protein of 678 amino acids. Lineage: Eukaryota; Metazoa; Chordata; Actinopteri; Characiformes; Serrasalmidae. The record is from RefSeq and is a predicted model, not a curated record. Gene Ontology annotation, molecular function: protein serine/threonine kinase activity; ATP binding. The transcript has 11 exons.